AUCGUUUACUUUGAUGGAUUACAAUUUUAUAUAACGUUUGGCAAAAGUACGUAUGAUUUUCCCCACAUCGACACGAAAUAAUAAACAUCAUUGACUUUAUGUAUAGCAGCUUGUACGUAUGUAACAGAGCAGUACGUUAGCAGUUGUCAUAUAAAACAGAUAACCACGUUUUACAAUUCACAUUCUUAUCGUUUACAAGCCGCUUUUAACAUAGGAGAAGAAACAAGAAGGAUUGUUGUAGUAUCACAUAACACUUGAUAUUGUAAAAUCCAUAUAAUAUUCUACCAAUUUUGUAUUGCAUUAGAUUUUUACAAUGGUGCAAAAUAUAGCUAUUGUUGAGAAAACAUCAAGUGAAUUAAAAUUUCAUGAAUUUUUGAUGGAGAAAAAAAAAUUGAAUUUUGAAAAAGAAUCUUUGUACUGUGUUUUGACAUUGCAUACACCUUUUCGGAAUCUAGUAAAUGUAACUUUAGGGGAAUAUGAGUAUAUUCUUUUGCCAAAAGAGUUCGGUACAUUACAUCAUCUUCAAGAGAUUACAUUAUCCACAAUGUGUCCCGUAUAUACUACUGAAUUUGCAUGGGAAUGGUUAGAGCAAGCUCCUAUGAGAAGUAAUUUAAAAUCAUUGAAAAUAAUGAAUUAUUUUCUACCUGAAUUACCUUUACAAAUCACAUGUUUGAAAAAUCUCACAACAUUAAAUAUAAGAAAUAACGGAAUCAUUUUUUUACCAAAGGAGUUUGGUAAUUUGCCUCUUUUGGAUCUCAAUCUAUCGUUUAAUAAACUCGAAAAUCAAUCUAAACAAUCAUGGGAAUGGUUAAUGCAAGCUUCCAUUAGAAAUAAUUUAAGAAAAUGUAACAUUAGUAUUAAUCUUUUGACUGAAUUUCCAUUACAAAUUACAUAUUUGAAAAAUCUACGGUGGUUAGACAUACGUGAAAACGAAAUUGAGUUCUUACCAAAAGAGUUAGGUACUUUGCCUCAUCUUACACAUCUUAAUCUCUCUUGUAAUCACCUUUGGAAAUCGGAUCACAAUACGUGGGAAUGGUUAAAGCAAACUGAAGUCAGAAAUAAAUUGUCAAAAUUAGAUCUGUCGGGCAAUCUGUUAACGGAAUUACCGCCACAAAUUGGAAAACUAAGUGCUUUAACUUGUUUAAGACUUGCUCGUAAUAAGUUACAAUGUUUACCAAAUAGCUUCGCAAAUCUAAAAAAUUUAAAAGAUCUUAAUUUAUCGAACAAUGAUUUGUUAUAUUUACCAGGAGGUUUGGCACAUUUAUCGGUAGAUAUAAAUGUUGGAGAGAAUCCAUUUAAUUUAGAUGACGAUAGUGAUGAUGAUUUGACAACGAAUUUGGAAGUGCCAAGUCUAGUGAAUUAUUCAGCUGAAUUUAUCCUGAAAACUGGAAUAAAAAACAGAAAGGGAUUAUCACCAAGAAUGGUCAGAUUUUUGGAUAAUGAAAGAUAUUGCUUCUUUUGUGAAACUCUAUGUUUUCGUUAUUAUAAAAUGCGCUUUAUAAAUUAUUUUGAAUAUGAUGAAAUACUGGAUCUUAAAUUUACCUCGUAUUUAUCAUCACCAACUAUUAGGAAAGCAAAGUUUGAAUGUUACGCUUGUUCAUCAGAAUGUGCUAAAAGAUUGAGCAAGCCAAGAUUGACUGAAGAUAAAAAAUCUUAAAACAUCUUGAAGACU
Molecule: messenger RNA, 1672 nt
Organism: Linepithema humile (Argentine ant)
Lineage: Eukaryota; Metazoa; Arthropoda; Insecta; Hymenoptera; Formicidae
Source: RefSeq, a predicted model, not a curated record